Molecule: messenger RNA, 1415 nt
Organism: Drosophila obscura
Lineage: Eukaryota; Metazoa; Arthropoda; Insecta; Diptera; Drosophilidae
Product: peritrophin-44
Exons: 2
Coding region: 24-1205 (393 amino acids)
Cellular component (GO): extracellular region
Molecular function (GO): chitin binding
Source: RefSeq, a predicted model, not a curated record
UCUUAUCUGCUUUGGAAACCAAAAUGUUUGUAAAUUAUAGCCCCGUCAAAUUGGAAAAUCUGCGACUUGUCACUUGCAAAAGACAACUACAAGGCAAUCAGGGGUGGGGGUGGCUAUAUAAGGCCCAGCAGAAGCCGCGAAGAAAGUUAGUGCAAAUUAUUCUACUUGGAGUGAAGAGAGUUUAUCUCGAAAUGCGAGGAUCGACAACCUAUCUGUCUGCCCUGCUGCUGGCUCUCGUACUGCAGCUGAGCAACCAGACCCAGCUGCUGAACUCUACCGACGACGUCUGCCGACUGUUUGCGGAUGGCACAAAGCUCCGCAAGCCGGGCGGCUGUAACGAGUGGAUUGUGUGCCAGAACCAAGUCAGCCAGACUGGCGGAACUUGUAGCGGAAGCACGCAAUUCUUCAGCCUCUCGAAGGGCACCUGCUAUAAGACCUUGGACACCACCUACUGCGACAGUCCGUGCACUGCCUCCACAAACGGCUACGUUGGCAGCACCCUAAACUGUGCCAAUUGGUACUACUGCGAAAAGAAGACCCUCAAGGGCAGCGGAGCCUGCACCGGCCAACAGUUUGACCAGGCACUGCAGCAGUGCGUUUAUGCGGAGAGCACUUCAUGUGCGGCCAAAUUUGAAUGGUGCGACAUCGUGCCCAUAAACGUGCCAUUCCGCAACGAGGACUACUGCAACAAGUACUACCACUGCGACAAGACUUACAAGCUAAUCGAAAACACCUGCGAUCAGGGAAUGUACUACGAUGUAAAAACGAAGGUGUGCGUGGCCAAGAAAUAUGUGGAUUGUAGCGAUCACCCCCUGCCAGUCGACGUGUGCGGAACCAAGAAGUUGGCUGUGCGCAAUAAAUUUGUUUCGGAUGGUGCCACCUGCCGAGGAUACUUAUUUUGUCAUGAUCUCGGCUCUGGCGUUCCCGAUCCCAACCCGGAGAGGCUGCAAUGCGGCGUAGAUUAUUUCUUUAACCAGGAGCGACAGGCCUGCAUGCCACGCGAGACCCAGAAGUGUGAUGAGGAUCGUUGUGAUGGGCGCGACAGUGGCUUGGAGGUGGCGCAGGUGCAGGGAUGCCAUAACUACCUAAAGUGCGAAAAAGGCAAGGAAGUGAGUGUGAUGGUGUGUGAUGAUGGCAAGUACUUUGAUGUGGUAGCCCAGGAGUGUACUACAACCAUUAAAACCUACGGUGCGUGCACCGCUUAGAUAUUGUGAUUUCAAAUAAGCCGAUGCUGGAAUACUUAUUCUCCUCUUCUCAUCCACUCUUUGUGGACCAAUCGGAAUGCCAGUUUGAAUUUAAUAUUAAAUGGUUUUUACCAUUUGCAAUACAUGAUAACAAAAACAAUAACAUAAUAAUUACAUGUAUAACAAAUAACAAUGUCGUUAGGGAUAGAGCAUUUUAGAUUUGCAUUCUUG